ACGUACCACGAACCAGGUACGGCAACCACUUUUGAUAGAACCAAUGUUAAGCUUUAUGGUGUUACACGGCGAGGCAACUCAGUUUGCGCAAUCGUCACUGAUUAUUUUCCAUAUUUUUAUUUCCAGGCUCCAGAGCACUUUUCUUCCGAGCAUCUUGACACUACUCAAAGGAGCUUAAACAGCUCUAUAGCGAGUUCGCUUCGGAAAGCGAACUCAAGUCUUUCUAUGUCCUCUGCAGUUGUAGAUAAUUUAGUGCAUUUAAGCAUCGUUUUUGGAGAAAAUCUCUACUAUUAUCGUGGAUCUGAGAAAAAGUAUCCAUUUAUUAAAGUUAGUGGGACAACUAAUGCGUUAAACAAGGCAAAACAAGAAUUGAAAAGCAAUGGAUUAUCGUAUGGUUCAGGAACAACACAGGUUGGUACGCUCUAUGAAGCCAAUAUUGAUGCUGAAGUCAAGUUCAUGGCCAAAAGCGGUAUAGUUGGAUGUGGGUGGGUGGAAAUACCCACAGAAAAAGGGAGAAUCGUCAGUAAAUCAGCGCAGAGCUCAAGGUGUCAAAUUGAAGUAGAAGUAAAGCUACCAGAUUUGUUGGUACAUGAGCCUGAAGGCGAAUGGGCCGAUGUUGCUCCUUUUUAUAGAACACUUUCUUUCGACAUAGAAUGUAUGGGUCGUCGUGGAGUGUUUCCCGAUGCAAGUGAGGACUCGGUGAUUCAAAUUGCCAACAUGGUUAAGGUUGAAGGCGAAUCCGAACCAUUUAUACGGAAUUGCUUUGUAUUAGGAACUUGCGCUCCGGUUAUUGGUUCUGAGAUUAUUCAGUGCGAAAGCGAGAAGGAUUUACUGGAAAAGUGGGCUGAGUUUGUUCGAAUAGUGGAUCCUGAUAUCUUGACUGGAUAUAACAUCCUAAAUUUCGACUUGCCAUACAUAUUGGACCGGGCGAAGGUGCUUAAACUUCCUUCUGUCUCCAUGCUAGGACGACAGCUUGACCGGGCAUCUGGUGUACGUGAUGCGGCCAUUUCUUCGAAGCAAAUGGGAAGCCGUGUUAACAAAAGCAUAGAUAUCCAUGGUCGGGUCAUCUUUGAUGUUUUGCAGGUUGUUUUACGUGAUUACAAACUGCGAAGUUACACUUUAAAUAGCGUGUCCUACCAUUUUCUGUCAGAACAAAAGGAAGAUGUGGAACAUAGUAUAAUUUCCGAUUUACAAAGAGGAGAUGAACACAGUCGUAGGAGACUUGCAGUGUACUGCAUGAAGGAUGCCGUUCUGCCAUUACGAUUAUUGGAAAAGCUUUUAUCAGUAAUUAACUACAUGGAGAUGGCAAGAGUAACUGGUGUCCCCUUAAAUUACCUUCUUACGAGAGGCCAGCAAAUCAAGAUUCUCUCGAUGAUGCUUCGAAAAUCUAAAGCGGACAACUUUUUCCUUCCUGUUAUUGAAGUGCAAGGUGCAGAUUCUGAGGGGUACGAGGGUGCUACAGUAAUCGAGCCAAUGCGUGGAUUUUAUAACGAACCAAUUGCAACGCUAGAUUUUGCUUCAUUGUACCCAUCUAUUAUGAUUGCCCACAAUCUGUGCUAUACAACCCUCCUGAAAAAGCCAGAAGGGGAGGAGGGUAAGGAUUAUGUCCGAACACCAUCUGGAAAUUACUUUGCAACAAAGGAACGUCGACGUGGUCUUCUACCUGUGAUAUUGGAGGACUUGUUAGCUGCACGGUACGAAGUUGUCUACCCCAUGAGUUUUAGUUAUGCAGAUUUUUUCGUAGGAUGGUGCUCAAUGAUUUCUGCCAAUUCUGUCUAUGGCUUCACUGGAGCAACAGUGGGGAAGCUACCUUGUUUGGAAAUUUCGCAAUCGGUAACUGCUUUUGGAAGGCAGAUGAUCGAUAUGACUAAGAGUGAGGUUGAAAAACGCUAUGUUGCUGGUACUCUGGAUGGAAAAUGUCCUAUAAAUGCACAAGUUAUCUAUGGAGAUACAGAUUCUGUUAUGGUUCGAUUUGGUGUGAAAACUGUUGCUGAAGCAAUGGAAAUUGGUCUACAUGCUGCCACUGAAGUCAGCAAGAUCUUCACACCUCCUAUCAAACUGGAAUUCGAGAAGGUUUACUUCCCUUAUCUACUUAUUAAUAAGAAGCGAUAUGCAGGUCUUUAUUUCACCAAACCGGAUAAGCACGAUAAAAUGGAUUGUAAGGGUUUGGAAACCGUCCGGCGAGACAACUGUCCAUUAGUUGCAAAAGUACUCAGUACAUGUCUUGAGAAAUUGAUGAUCGAUCGUGAUGCGAGUUCAGCACUAGAAUUUGCGAAGAGAGUCAUAUCAGAUUUGCUCUGCAACAAGAUCGACAUCUCUUUGCUUAUAGUUAGCAAAGAACUGACAAAGUCGGGUGAUAAAUAUCAAGCUAAACAAGCUCACGUUGAGUUAGCGGCAAGAAUGCGUAAACGUGACCCAGGAUCGGCUCCUCGACUUGGUGACAGAGUCCCUUAUGUGUUCAUUGCUUCUGCCAAGAAUGUGCCAGCGUACGAAAAAGCAGAGGAUCCUGCGUUUGUUCUUAAGAACAAUAUUCCAAUAGACACGAAGCACUAUCUGACAAACCAGCUAGCAAAACCACUGGCCAGAAUAUUUGAACCCAUAUUGGGUGAUCGCGCAGAGCGGAUUUUGACAGAAGGCGAACACACACGUAUACGAACAGUCGUUCAAAGCAAAGUUGGCGGUCUUGCAGCUUUCACAAAGAAACAAGUUACUUGUUUGGGGUGGUCUUUGUUCAGGAAAUUUACAAAUGUGAAUCUUCUUGAGCGACACUUCUCGAGACUGUGGACGGAGUGCCAAAAUUGCGCUAAAACCAUGCACGAUAAGGUGACUUGCUCGGCUUGUGAUUGUCCCAUUUACUACAUGCGUGAGAAGGUACGAAGUGAUUUAAAAGAAGCUUACUCAUGCUUAGACCGGUUUGGCAACCCAUCGUGGUGA
Molecule: messenger RNA, 2934 nt
Organism: Angiostrongylus costaricensis
Lineage: Eukaryota; Metazoa; Nematoda; Chromadorea; Rhabditida; Metastrongylidae
Source: the annotation of a GenBank genome assembly